AGUAUAAAUAAACGAAAAAACAAAAACAAAAAGAACAAACAAAUCUGCUGCCACAUUUUCAUUUUCUCAUCUCCAAAUAAAUUAGCUCACCAAAGACGCGAAAAACAGAAACACCAAAAUAUCGCUCAUAUACUCCGUAGUUGAGGAGAGAGAAAGAAAAUCCUCCGUAGAUUCAACAUUCCGUUGACUCAUCGCCGGAAAACGAGAAAUGUUCCGGCGAAAAAUCCGAUCAUAUUGAAAGCAGAGUUAGGGAGAGAUGAGCCGCAGAGUAGUUAAUCGAAGAGAGAGAAUCGGGCAAGUUUCGAUGAUGACGGCAAUAGGGAUAGAGAAGAAGGCGGAGAAGAGAUUAAAGAAGUACGAGGAGUUGCCGGAGUAUUUAAAGGAUAAUGAGUUUAUAUUAGAUUAUUAUCGCUGUGAAUGGCCGUUGAAAGAUACGUUUCUUAGCGUUUUUGCUUGGCACAAUGAAACGCUCAACAUUUGGACGCAUUUAGGAGGCUUUUUGAUAUUUGCGAUAAUGGCGGUGGCGAGUAUGACGGAGAACGCAAAGGGCCAGAAGUCCGCUAGAUCGAGAGUAAGACAUGCCGGGAAUAGAUCGAGAAAUCGCUGAGCAUAAAAUUCCGCU
Molecule: messenger RNA, 622 nt
Organism: Spinacia oleracea (spinach)
Lineage: Eukaryota; Viridiplantae; Streptophyta; Magnoliopsida; Caryophyllales; Amaranthaceae
Product: heptahelical transmembrane protein 2-like
Exons: 2
Coding region: 257-607 (116 amino acids)
Biological process (GO): response to hormone
Cellular component (GO): membrane
Molecular function (GO): signaling receptor activity
Source: RefSeq, a predicted model, not a curated record